AUGCAAGAUUCCGGGGAGAUGCCGGGGCCCGGAGAAACACCGAACGAGGCAUUGCUGGCGACCAUCCUGCAAACUGGCGGGACGGGGAUUGUUGAGUACUACAUCUGCAAACCCCUUGUGAAGGAGCAGUGGGACGAGGAGCAGACACGCCGUAUGGAGGAGAUGCNGGGUGGCGGAGAGUCCGGCGACCCAGGUGGGGACGGCGGUAGCGAUGGUGAUCCCGGCGACUCCGAGAACCUCGAGGAGUUGAAGUAUGAUCCAGCCGACGACCGCUACCCCCGCGGGCUAGAAGGGAAGAAACUCCUCUUGGGCGCCUCGAAUGCUGGCCCGCUGCGCCAUGGGCUUGAGAGUGGCCGCACGCGGAAGCAGACCCGGGAGAUGCAAGGUGCCGGGGAGAUGCCGGGGCCCGGAGAAACACCGAACGAGGCAUUGCUGGCGACCAUCCUGCAAACUGGCGGGACGGGGAUUGUUGAGUACUACAUCUGCAAACCCCUUGUGAAGGAGCAGUGGGACGAGGAGCAGACACGCCGUAUGGAGGAGAUGUACAGGCGCGAGAUGCAGGAGGUGUUGGGCCCGGAACAGCAGGCGUUCGGGGCCGAGGUCGACGCCAGCGGGUCUUCGCAACCACUCCCAGACCCACAGCUAAGUAUGACCUCGCCAAUCGGGCAGAAGCCGAGUGAUGUGGAAGCAGUACCGAUGACGUACAAGGAUGUGAUGUUUUCCAAGUACAAGGUUUUCUGGGAGGCGGCCAUGAACAAAGAGAUAGAUGGCCACGACAUGACUGGAACCUUUACCGAGGUCAAGGAGCUGCCCGAGGGGCGGAAGGCCAUAGGUUCAAAGUGGGUGUUCUCUUGGAAGACGAAUGAGAAGGCCUGAUAGUCGACUUCAACCCCCGUAUGGUUGCGCGGGGUUUCUCUCAAUCCCCGGCAUCAACUUCCACCACUCAUCCUCAGAGUGCCCGUCUGCAGCAUCUAUCAAGACGGUGCUUGCCGUAGCGAUUGAAAGGGCAAGAAACUCGCUCACUGGGAUGUGAAGCAAGCGUACAUCCACGCUAAGC
Molecule: messenger RNA, 1057 nt
Organism: Ectocarpus sp. CCAP 1310/34
Lineage: Eukaryota; Phaeophyceae; Ectocarpales; Ectocarpaceae
Source: the annotation of a GenBank genome assembly